Closterium sp. NIES-67 is the source of this 320-nucleotide messenger RNA. NCBI's taxonomy places the organism in Eukaryota, Viridiplantae, Streptophyta, Zygnematophyceae, Desmidiales, Closteriaceae. The record is from the annotation of a GenBank genome assembly.
UCACAUGCCACGUGGAUGCUAGUGUGCCGGAGGUGCUGGUGGGGGACUACCUGCGCCUGCGGAAAGUGGUGGACAGCAUCGUUGGUGAGCCAGCUACCGCCAAGUUUGCAGUUUCUAUCGAGUGUUGAUCUUCUCACAUGGCAUCGCUGCUGCUGCUCGGUGUGUAAGUCCAUAUUGCAACAAAGAAAACCAUAUUGUUUCCUGCAGCUCAGUCUUCAUGCCCUUUACUCUUCGCCCAGACAGAGUGCACGCCGUGCAGCCCUGUGUCUUUCUUCGAAUCCAUGUGCAUCGCAGCCAACACCAUCAAGUUCACAUGUGCC